Molecule: messenger RNA, 3458 nt
Organism: Pollicipes pollicipes
Lineage: Eukaryota; Metazoa; Arthropoda; Thecostraca; Pollicipedomorpha; Pollicipedidae
Product: PAX3- and PAX7-binding protein 1-like
Exons: 17
Coding region: 357-2744 (795 amino acids)
Biological process (GO): mRNA splicing, via spliceosome; spliceosomal complex disassembly
Cellular component (GO): U2-type post-mRNA release spliceosomal complex; nucleus
Molecular function (GO): DNA binding
Source: RefSeq, a predicted model, not a curated record
CAAUAGGGCAGGGUCCAUCACAUGCUCAGCAGACUUAAAUAAAUCAAUAAUCAGCACCAUGCUUUGCAACUGUCAUGAAUUGCCAGCCUGCAAAAGUUCAUUUUAUGUCAGAUGGAUCCUUCCAGCAGCACCAUCAACUGAGCCUGCCAGUGUUAUGCUUGGUCACGGCAUUGACUCUGGAUGCUAUCACAGACACAAUGUCCCUAUUUAAGAAGCCCAAGAAGAAUAUACGCCAGCGAGUGGUUGUCAAUUAUAGUGAUGAAGAGAAUGAGGCAAGCAAUGAGGCAUUAGAAACCACAACUAAAGCAGAUAAUGAUGACAGCAUGGAUGGGAUUGGAGACUCAAAAGAGAACAGUAUGGAUACUAAAUUGGAGAAGAAGAAAAAGAAGAAAAGAGAAACAGCAGUUGUAAGUUUUAUGGAUGAAGAGGAAGAAGGAGAGGUGUUUCAAGUGAAAAAGUCGAGCCAGAGCAGAAGGCUUGCAAAACAAAUUGAGAAGGAGAAGCGAAGGAGAGAAAUGCUGGAGAAAGAAGCUAGCAAUGGAAAUGAAGCAGAUAUAAAGCUGGAGCCCGUGUCGCCGCCGGCCGUGCCGAACGCUGCUGAGCCGGCCGAGUCGGCGCCGCGGCCCGCCGUGCUGAGCGGCCGCGCCGCUGAGAUGGCCGGCUACCACAGCUCGGACGAGGACGAGAAGCCGGCCGGCCGCCGCCCCCUGCACCGCUUCACGCCGCGUGCCUCGCUCGACAACGUGCUGAAAGACGGUGCCAUCCCGGACGCGGCCACGAUCCACGCCGUGCGUAAGCGGCGCGAGCAGGCGCGGCGCCAGCAGGAGGCCGCCCCCAACUUCGUGCCGCUCAGUCAAGACGGUGCCGGGUCGGGGGCCGGCGGCCGACCAGCCCAUCAGGAGGACGACGACAGCGGGCCCGAUGACGACCGGGUCACCUUCACCGUCAGUACGGCGGCGCGAGACCGCGAGGCCCGCCGCGACCAGUUCAACGCCGCCAGGGAUCAAGAGGACGAGCAUGCGUCGGACGGUGACGACAAAGAGCUCGCCCGCUGGGAGAACCAGCAGAUCAAGAAGGCCUUCUCCGGACCGCAGCUGGCGUCGGUGACGGCCGAGCACUACCUGCUGCCGACCGGGGAGGCGGACGAGCCGGGCGGCGCGGCGACGCGGCUGGCUGACCCGCUGGGCCGCCGCCAGCGCCGGCCGCUGGCCGAGCUGACGCCGCACGCCGUGAGGCAGCGUCUCCAGCAAAAGCUGGGGGAGCUGCGGCUGGCCCAGUCCGGUCACGUGGCGGCGCGUGACCGGGCGCUGGACGACCUCGUGUCGGGCCAGUCGGAGAUUGACCGGCUGGAGCGCGAGGCGCCCCGCGCCUUCCGAAGAUACCAGUACUACCAAGAUAUCCGUGGGUAUGUCACAGAUCUGAUAGAGUGCUUUGACGAAAAGAUGGCGCUGAUCGAAGAGUUAGAAGGACGUAUGCUGGAAGUGCUGCGUGCACGCUCCCAGAAGCUAAUAUUGCGGCGCCGCGCUGAUGUGCGUGACCAGCGAAUGGAGCUGGACAGCAGCACACAGCGGGCCGGGGUGCACUACUCGGAGCAGAGCGCCGAUGAGGUGGCCUCGCGGCGUCGGCGGGCGGCCGAACGCGAGGGUCGCCGCACGCGGCGGCGACGUGCCCGCGAGCUGUCGGCUUCUGGCGGCGCUGACCAUCCAGACGGCCUCAGCUCCGACGACGAGACGGCCGCCACCGACGGCGACCAGUUCCAGAAGGACAGGGACGCCGUGCUGCAUGACGCCGCCGCCGUCAUGGCCGACGUGGAGGAGGACUUCAGCACGCUGGCAGGCGUGUGCCGGCACUUUGUCGAGUGGCGUCGCAUUGACGCGCAGGCGUACCGCGACGCCUACGUCAGCCUGUCGCUGCCGCGCGCCCUGGCGCCGCUCGUGCGCCUGCAGAUGCUUGCCUGGAACCCGCUGGCCGAGGGGGAAUGUCCGGAGCUGGAGAGUCACGCCUGGUUUGCCGAGCUGGUGGUGUUCGGCGCCGACCGUGCAGCUGACUCCGAGGAGGCGCUGCGCGACGACCCCGACUGUCUGCUGGUGUCGCGCGUGCUCGAGCGCGUCGUUCUGCCCAAGAUGACCGCGCUGGUGGACCAGGUGUGGGACCCGAUGUCGAACGCCCAGACGCUGCGGCUGGUGCACCUGGUGCGCCAGCUAGUGCGGGACUAUCCGACUGUGAGCGGCACCAGCGGCCAGCUGCGCCGACUCCUGCAGGCCGUCGUCACCGCCUUCAAGGCCAGCAUCAAGGACGACGUCUUCGUGCCGCGCUUCCCCAAACAGGUGCUAGAGAGCCGCUCCACGCCGGCCGCCGCCUUCUUCUACCGCCAGUUCACCAGCUGCGUCAAGCUGCUGGGCAACAUGCUGAGCUGGACGGAGCUGCUGGGCGACGCGUGCCUGCAGCAACUGGCGCUGGGCGAUCUGCUCAAUGACAGCAUGCUGCUGCCGCUGACGCUGGUGCCCGACCCGGUCGAGGCCGUCAACAAGUGCAAACUGGUGGCCAGCGCGCUGCCCCGCGCCUGGUUCCAGGGCGACGCCUCCCUGCCGCAGCUCAACAUGUUCGUCAGCUACCUGACCAUGCUGGCCGUCCAGCUGAACAAGACGGCCAGCAAAACCACGCCGCUGAAGGCCAUCGUCGCCAUACUGAAGAAGGUGGGCGCCACCGAGGCCCACAGCAAGGUGUCGGCCAUGCUGGAGUGAGGGAGCGUCUGCGGUGUGCCGGCUUGGCGCCCCCCCCCCCCCCCGUGUCACCGCCGGGGGAGGGUGCGUACCGCUGUCCGGUGACCGUGUGGUGCUGACCCCGCUGGAGGGCGUAGCGCCGGCUGCUGGCCGACAGUCAGCUGAAUACAUGUGGCGGCUAGGGGAGUGCUCCGCCAUCAAUCGUGACAAACAAACUGGUCGAAUACAUGUAUAUUGCCUGCCUUUGCCGAUCUGUGUGACAGGGGCGGACGGAGACGUCUCGCAAUGGCGGGUGAAUGGACCAGUGUGCGAUGACAUACGAGAUCACGGACAACGGGAAACAGCUCCCUGAAUUCAUCAACAUGGAGCAGAAUCCGGUGCUAUUUCUGGACGGCUGAAGCCAAUAUGGCUCGAACACCAUGGGGCUCGCCUGCCGCCUCGAGCGGCACGAGGUGUGCACAACUUGCUCCAAUAUUACAUUCCUAGAGUGAGUAAUACAAAAUCACCGGGUUCAAAAGGCAGCGAUUCGAUUCCAAUAAGUCACAGACAGAUGAAAUACCGCCACUUAUAGUUGUGUCGUCGGCAGUACAGUUUACGUGCCGAAACACUCAUACCUUGCGGUAUUCGCUUCCUACUGAGCCUCGUGUCAAGGCCGAGGCUUGUGAGCCGGCAGCGUAAGCGGCCAUCUGACGUACAAAAGUACAUCGACAAGUUUGUAGACAAAUGAGUAUUUUA